Molecule: messenger RNA, 1462 nt
Organism: Impatiens glandulifera
Lineage: Eukaryota; Viridiplantae; Streptophyta; Magnoliopsida; Ericales; Balsaminaceae
Product: aspartic proteinase 36-like
Exons: 11
Coding region: 1-1200 (399 amino acids)
Biological process (GO): proteolysis
Molecular function (GO): aspartic-type endopeptidase activity
Source: RefSeq, a predicted model, not a curated record
AUGGUCCAGCUUUUGCAGAUUGCUGUGGCGUGUGUUUCUCACGUGCCAAAUCAGAGACCGUUGAUGAAGGAUGUUUUACGUUUGAUGGAGGAAAUGAUGAACAGACUUCAGAUUAUACGACAGUCAUCCGAUGAACAACCGUCUAAAGAAUCGGAUGGACAGACUACGCCGCAUGCCGCGGCGGAACUCGAGCAGCUAAGAGCUCGCGACCUAAGAAGACAUGCAAGCAUUGGUAACUUGUUGGUUGUUGGAACUUUCAGCGAUCCCAGCAUUGUCGGGUUAUAUUAUACUAAAAUUAAGUUAGGUUCUCCUCCAAGGGAGUUUCAUGUUCAUAUUGAUACGGGAAGUAAUGUUUUGUGGUUGAACUGCAAAUCGUGUAAGAAUUGUCCUAAAAAAUCAAGUUUAGGGUUUUCGCCCAAUCUGUUUGAUCCGGCGAGAUCGUCCUCUUCUACACCGUUGUAUUGUUCGGACUCAUUAUGCACUUCUUCCAUUAGUCAGUGUACUAAUGGGAGUAGUAGUAGUAGUCCAUGUGACUUUUCGAUUACAUAUGAAGACGGUAGUGGGUCGUCGGGUUCAUAUUUCACCGACUUUCUGCAUUUUGAUGACACACCAGCUCGAAUUGUUUUCGGAUGUAGUUCAUAUAUAUCGGGGACAUUAACUCUAGAAAACUAUGCCAUUGAUGGGACUUUGGGGCUGGGUUACAUAUAUCCGUCAGUUGUAUUACAAUUAGCAUCUCAAGGAAUUACCCCUCAAAUAUUCUCGCAUUGUUUGGGCGGAGAUGACAAAGGGGUACUCGUUAUGGGAGAAAUUCAAGAUCCGGGGACUGUGUAUAGUCCUCUCGUGCAGUCAACGGGUUAUUAUAGUUUAGAUCUUAAAAGUAUUACUGUCAAAGGGAAACCAUUGCCAGUCAAUCCGAUUAUUUACAGUAGUUCAUAUGGCGGUGGAGGAACCAUUAUUGAUUCGGGGACAACUCUUGCAUAUUUGGUUGCGGAUGCAUAUGAUUCCCUUGUGAUUGCUGUAAAUAAUGCAGUUUCUGAAUAUUCAUUGCCUAUAAGCUAUGAUGGAACCCUAUGUUACAAAUUCUCCAGGAUUGACAGGUUUCCCGACGUCGUUUUCAAUUUUGCUGGCAACGCAUCAUUGGUUUUGACCAUUGGUUUUGACGGGAAAAGAUUACAUUUUGAAUGCACGACCCAUCAUUGAUGGCAUUUCAGCAAUGUGCAUUGGAUUUCAGAAAAGUAUGAAUGAAAAUAUUACAGUUUUAGGAGAUCUUGUACUGAAGGACAAGAUCAUAGUUUAUGAUUUACUUCACCAACAACUUGGUUGGGCUAAGUAUAAUUGUUCUAAACCUGUGAAUGUUUCCCCAACUUCUGGAUGGGUCCCUAGCCAUGUUACACAACCAACUGUUACGAGAAAGUCAUUUUUAUUGAUCAUAUAUUUAUUGUAUAUGAUAUUACUUUUAGUU